CAAAUAUUGUAGAAUGGACAAGGUGAUCAACUGCUUCAGUAAGAGACCUGAUGCCAUGGCCAGACUGAUAUGCUUCCCAUGGGCAGGAGGAGGCUCCAUACACUAUGCACGCUGGGGGAAAAUCCUCAGCUCCAUUGAAGGUGAUGAUGAUGAUAAUAAUACAUUGGAUUUACAUAGACUUUUUCAAACACCCAAAGGCGCUUUACAUUAGGUACUAUUAUUAUUAGAGCCCGACGAUAAAUCGAUUGACCGAUAUUAUCGGCUGCUAUUAGCCUUUCACAUAAAUAUUUGUAUCUGUCUUUAUUCCGCAUAUAAAGCACCGAUAUUAUAUACAUAGAAUUAACAAAUAAAGUAUGCCUGCUCAUUUGCUGUCAUUCUUUGAAUUUUUCAAUGGUUGCCUGAAGAUGGCGCUCUACGAGCUGCUCAUUGAACAUCAUUCAGCCCUAAGUCAAGACAUGAGAGAGAGUAGGCAUGGUGGUUUGACGGUGAGUAGCUUGCCACAGCCAGUGACGGCGUAUUUGAAUAGGUAAAUAAUCAAAAGUACACUUCACCAAGCAAGCAGCCCUGUCCUCAUCACAUUCUUACUUAGUUAACGUUAGCUGGCUAGCUAGACAGCAAUGUAGUUAGGCUCUCUCUAGCCAGCAAGAUAUACUACAUGACCAAAAGUAUGUGGACACCUGCUCAUCGAACAUCUCAUUCCAAAAUCAUGGACAUUAAUAUGGAGUUGGUCCCCCCUUUGAUGCUAUAACAGCCUCCACUCUUCUGGGAAGGCUUUACACUAGAUGUUGGAACAUUGCUGCAGGGACUUGCUUCCAUUUAGCCACGAGCAUUAGUGAGGUCGGACACUGAUGUUGGGUGAUUAGGCGUGGCUCGCAGUCGGCGUUCCAAUUCAUCCCAAAGGUGUUUGAUGGAGUUGAGGUCAGGGCUCUGUGCAGGCCAGUCAAGUUUUUCCACACCGAUCUCGACAAACCAUUUCUGUAUGGACCUCGCUUUGUGCACGUGGGCAUUGUCAUGCUGAAAUGGGAAAGGUCCUUCCUCAAACUGUUGCCACAAAGUUGGAAGCACAGAAUUGUCUAGAAUGUCAUUGUAGCGCUAAGAUUUCCCUUCACUGGAACUAAGGGGCCUAGCCCGAACCAUAAAAAAACAGCCCCAGACCAUUAUUCCUCCUCCACCAAACUUUACAGUUGGCACUAUGCAUUGGGGCAGGUAGCGUUCUCCUGGCAUCCGCCAAGCCCAGAUUUGUCUGUCGGACUGCCAGUCGGUGAAGCGGAUUAAUCACUCCAGAAAACGCGUUUCCACUGCUCCAGAGUCCAAUGGCGGUGAGCUUUACACUACUCCAGCUGACACUUGGCAUUGCGCAUGGUGAUCUUAGGCUUGUGUGGCUGCUCGGCCAUGGAAUCCCAUUUCAUGAAGCUGCCGACGAACAGUUAUUGUGCUGGCGUUGCUUCCAGAAGGAGUUUGGAACUCAGUAGUGAGUGUUGCAACUGAGGACAGACUAUUUUUACACGCUUCAGCACUGGGCGGUCCCGUUCUGUAAGCUUGUGUGGCCUACCACUUCGCGGCUGAGCCGUUGUUGCUUCUAGACGUUUCCACUUCACAAUAGCAGCACAGUUGACCGGGGCAGCUCUAGCAGGGCAGAAAUUUGACAAACUGACUUGUUGGAAAGGUGGCAUCCUAUGACGGUGCAACGUUGAAAGUCACUGAGCUCAUUCUACUACCAAUGUUUGUCUAUGGAGAUGGCUGUGUGGGCAUGGCUGUGUACUCGAGUUUGUGUACUCGAUUGUCAGCAACGGUUGUGACUGAAAUAGCUGAAUCCACUAAUGUGAAGGGGUGUCCACAUACUAUUGUGUGUGUGUGUAUGUAUAUAUAUAUAUAUAUAUAUAUAUAAGUAGUUAACCUAGCUAGCAAUCUGUGCUACUUAUGUGCGAACACUGGACUGGCGCCAAAUUGAACACUUACUGUGUGGGCCUAUUAUGUUAGUGGGUUUAUUUAGUUAGUUUUCCGUAAAAAGCUAGAUAGUUGGUGCAGAUCUAUCAUUCGGGUCAUGUGCUUGCAUUCAUGAUAAGAUUGUUGGGUAGAUAGCUAAAUUAGAAGUUGUAUGACCAAAACCAGUGCGGCAAGGACUUUGCUGCAUUAACGUUUUCAGUCAUCAGCGUAUGCCAUUUGCAGUUGAAAUAUACACUGAGUGUACAAAACAUUGACACCUGCACUUCCCAUGACAUAGACUGACCAGGUGAAAGCUAUUAUCUUUUAUUGAUGUCACUUGUUAAAUCCUCUUAAAUCAGUGUAGAUGAAGGGAAGGAGACACGUUAAAGAAGGAUUUUUAAGCCUUGAGACAAUUGAGACAUGGAUUGUGCGUGUGCCAUUCAGAGGGUGAAUGGGCAAGACAAAAGAUUUAAGACAUUUUAACGGGUUAUGGUGGUAGGUGCCAGGCGCACUGGCUCAACAGUUUCCUGUGUAUAUCAAGAAUGGUCCAGCACCCAAAGGACAUCCAGCCAACUUGACACAACUGUAGGAAGCAUUGGAGUCAACAUGGGCCAGCAUCCCUGUGGAACGCUUUUGACACCUUGUAGAGUUCAUGCCCUGACGAAUUGAGGCUGUUCUGUGGGCAAAAAGGGGUGCUACUCAAUAUUAGGAAGGUUUUCCUAAUGUUUUGUACACUGUGACUAGCCAAUACAUGUUGUAUUGAAUAACAGUGUAAUUUACAUUAUGGUUUCAGUAAGAAAACAUUGUUGUAAUGAACAGCUAGCAUGCACUAACCAAGAUCUCAUUGCGAGGUUUCCAUAAAGUGUUUGUUUACAUGACCCAUGACCUUUGACUGUUGUAAAGCACUGCAGUGAAUCUACUCAAAACAAAUGAUGACACCUAGUGGUGACAUUAUGAACUGCAUGUUACUGCAUUUCACUGCAUUGGUUGUGAACAGUGAAGUUUCAGAUUUAUUGAGACAAAGUUUCAUUAAUUCAGCCCUCCUUGUUUAUUAAUUUGCUUGUGGUGCUUCAGCAACAAAACAAUUCUGCAUUCUUAUCCGCUGCCAUAGAUGGACAUAUCUUUAAGUUGUAUUUACUUUAGUAUUUAUGGAGGAUAUAGUAGCUUUUUGAUGUAAACCACAAAUAAUUGUAAUAUUUAGUUAAGAAAUCAUCAUUUAGAGUAUCUGUUAAUCCUUUGGACCACAAUUUGUGUAAAAAAAGGUUGUCUUUCAUUCCACCUCUAAAAAACAAUAUAUUGGUAAUCAGUGACUUUUUCCUCCCUAAAAUCAGUAUGAGUAUUGGACCCAAGAAACCCAUAUCGGUCGGGCUCUAAUUAUAUUUUAAAAAUAGGAUUGGUUUAUUGAAAUUGCAUUAUCGAUUGAUGGCUCCGAAUUCAUGAGCUUUAGGCUUAGUGAAGUGAAAGGAGAAAUAAAAUGUCUGUAAAACAUACACAAUGUAUCUCCCACUUUUUCCUUUGCUAGUGUUUGCUGUUAAACUUCCUGGCAGGGAGGCUCGAGCCAAAGAGCCCUUCUUUCAAAGCAUGGAGCAGAUUGUUGAUGAGAUCAUCAAUGUGCUGCUGCCGGUGCUCAAAGAGAAGCCGUUUGCCCUCUUUGGCCACAGGUACAAGUAGAAAAAUGUCAUCACUUAGUUGUGAAUCUCGUCACCCAGAACAAAUCAGGCUGUCACGAGUACAGUUAGUUUUUGAUGACACAUAGUUACUGAUGGCACUGUUUGAUCUAUAGUCAUCAUCAUCAUGGUCCUUUCUUUCCUGAAGCUACAUUUUAUUGAUCCAAAGUUGUCAGAAUUGUCAUUAUUACCUUUUAUAACUAUUCUGCACUGUCACAGCUUUGGCGCCAUGACCAGCUUUGCUAUAGCAGAUACUUUGAAAAGAGUCCACAAGCUGGAACCAAUUCACAUCUUCCUGUCUGGUGCCUCUGCACCCUACGUGAGUACUGUAAUAGCAAUCAUGUAAAAACGGAACAGCAAUAUACAAUAUAACUUUACUAUGACAUUUGUAUGACAUGCAAUCAUAUGGGCAUUUCUGAUAGCAUUUCAGAAGUUAUCACUUAAUGUACUGACCUAAAGCAGUCAUGCUUUAGUUUUUCCUUUAUUUCUAGUCUGAGAUGCGUAUCCAAGCCCCAAAUAGAAGUGAUUUAUCAGACGAGGAAUUCCUCCAGUGGAUGACCAGGAUUGGUGGGACUCCCCCCGAGUUACUGGCCAAUUCUGAGGUGGUAAAGCUCUUCCUGCCUGCGCUGAAAGCCGACCUCCACGUGGUAGAGAACUACAGGUGGGCAUCUCUGGCUUUGUCACAAUUAUCUCUCCUUCCUCCCAAAGUGUGCACUUUCACUCAUUUGAAAGGAAAUUACUGGUAUAAGAAAUAUGGUGGAAAUUUCCCCUAGCCCAUGCCUCCCAUCAAUCCAAUUAUUUUAGAUUUGUGGACAGUAGUGAACAAGUGCACACUUCAGAAGAUAGGAGAUAUUGUUGGGACGCGCCUUCUAUUAGCAUCACUGGCCUGUACAUGUUAUUUAGCGACAUAUUUGUUACCACUUAUACCAUGGCAUUGUUGAAUACUCGAUUCUGAUUGUCUAGAAGGGCAUUAUAGAGCGUGCAUUAUUUCCUUAUAAUGCACUGUAUAAUUCAAUGGCUAUGAAGUUAAAGAGCAUCUGAACACACCGAUUGGCACGUGUGUUUUUCUGUUGCUCAUUAGAAAAACGAGAUUUCAGUUUUGGAGGUGUGUUUCCUGAUCGAUUCCGCGUUUGGUUAAUAAUGUUUGUCCCCCUUGAGACACUGAAGCCUAUUUCACUUCCUCAAAAUCCCCAGAAUGAAUCUAAGAUAACUCAAGAAAUCUUGAUUAAUUUUGACGUUUCUGUCGAGGAUGUUUUAGUUGCGUAAUUGUUUGGAGUAUUUCUCAAGACAAAAAUUAUCCUAUUUACACUUUGUAGUCAAUUUCGACACUAGAAUAACUGUUUCUGACUAAUCGAUGCCACAUAGCCCGUUUUUAAAGGGAUUUGUUGCUUUUUAAAGGUAGUCACUCUUUAAUACUUACAUGUUCUAUAUUUGAGCUGCUUUUGAAAGCAAAAGUUGAAUUGAAAACUUUAUUGGCAUUGUUGAAUUCGAUUUUCAUUAUAGCAAGCUACUGGAGGACUGAUGGAUUUGGUUAGCUUGCUAGCAAGCCUGUUAUCGCCCAUAUUACAUAUGUAUAAAUUAUUACACAUGUAUAAAUAUGUAAUAAAGAUUGUUCUUGUGUUCCAGGUGCGACAGGCCAGACAGUCCUCUCCUCUCCUGCCCAGUCACAUGCUUCGAUGGAAAGCAGGACAUGCCUCAUGACUUACAAGGUCAGAGUUCUGAUGCGAUGUCUAGCAAUUCUCUCAAUAACAUUUACACUGCUGUAACACCCUGUGAUUAACACAAAUUACAUGACUGUAUGAGUUCUGCACGUGUAUAUAAAAACAUGGCCAAGUGAUGAGCACAGUUCAGCUAAAGGUUCCUGGCGGUUUGUGUAAGGUCUUGAGAGAACUCUUCAUAAAUUCCGUGAUCAUUUUAGAACCUUUUGAAGUUGCUUUAGAACUUUAGUUGUGGAAAAUUGUGAUCUGUUUCCAUCGCAACUUUAAAUGUGUUAUGCGUCUUUCCCUUUUUCUCAUUUAACAGCAUGGAAAGACAUAUCAUCUGGAGAUUUUACAGUGCAAAUGCUACCUGGAGCUCACUUUUAUUUAAAAGAUGCAGCCAAUGAGAAGGUCAUAUUGGACUACAUCACAAAGUAUCUGGAGAUGGCGGAAAUUGACUACUUGUAGCUAUGAAGGGCGCAGUGGCAGUGACACAACCAGUUUUACUUAGUUUUUGAAGAAUAGGAGUCCAAGAAGCAUUUCAACAGUAGUAUCAUUGGUAACAGUCAGGUCACUCACUGCAAUUCCUGCCUACAAAAUAUCAUUCCUUUUUCUAUGCCUUGGAGCAAUAAUGCAAAUGAUGGAAGUAGGGUUUGUUGACCAUGUGAAUCUAGCCAAUGUAAUUAGUAUUUUAAGAGUGAGGUAAGUUGUAUUACAGUUUAAAAUGGAAACAGACAGAUUGCCUGACUAGUCCUCUUUGUAUACCAAUGUCUGCCUCCCAAAUUACACCUUAUUCCCUUUUAUAGUGCACUACU
Molecule: messenger RNA, 6105 nt
Organism: Coregonus sp. 'balchen'
Lineage: Eukaryota; Metazoa; Chordata; Actinopteri; Salmoniformes; Salmonidae
Source: the annotation of a GenBank genome assembly